CCAUGCCAUAUUGUCAUUCAAUCACUCCUGUCCGAUCUCCAAAAAACCAAUAAAGGUUUAUACUUUUUAACAUUUUUUCUUUUCAAUAUUAUCUUACCAUUUGAAACCCUAGCCUGCUGCAUUCAAGUCUGAUUUGUUCGUGCGGUUGUUCUGCUGCUACCGGAGGUUGGCGGCGUCGGUGGGAUAAGAUGUGUAGAUGCCAUGGAUUCCCAAGAAUCUCUUACAAACAAAAUGUUUUGGAUGCGAAAUGGGUGGGGGUGGGGAGCUGUUCCCUGAACCUGAGUUCAAAUUUGAUUGUACAUCAUCCUUGCUAAGAACAGGUCUGUUUCCACUGGGCUUCGUUUAUGUGAGUUAGUGUUCAUGUUCUCCAUAUUCUGAAAUCCUGACACAUGGCUGCAAGAGGACAUAUACCUUUUGAGGGGCGUCCUAUCCAAGCCCCAGGGAUGAUGCGCCAUGGUCCAUUUCCUGGACUGGGCCCUCCUGCUGGUCAGCGUGUUCUUGAGCCACUUCCUCCUGAGCUUCUAGAGAACAAGUUAGCUGUCCAGGCUGCAGAAAUGGAGCGACUUGCAAGGGAAAAUCAUAGACUAGCAGACACUCAUGUCACCCUGAGACAGGAGCUUGUUGCUACACAACAGGAAAUGCAGAGGCUGCAGGCACACAUAGGAAGUCUUAAAACAGAAAGUGAUAUUCAGAUUAGAGUUUUGUUAGAGAAGAUAGCUAAAAUGGAGGCAGAGGUUCGAGUUGGUGAGAGUAUUAAGAAAGAUCUGCAACAGGCACAUAUGGAGGCACAGAGCCUAAUAACAGCCAGACAAGAGCUUAGCGCCCAAAUUCAGCAAACAACUCAAGAAUUGCAGAAAACCCAUGCUGAGGUUAAAAAAUUACCUGAAAUGCAUGAAAAGCUUGACAGCUUGAGACAAGAACAUCAGAGGCUGCGCGCUGCGUUUGAGUAUGAAAAGGGUUUGAACAUGGAGCAAGUGGAGCAAAUGCAAGCAAUGGACAGGAACCUGGUAUCCAUGGCAAGAGAAGUGGAGAAACUACGUGCUGAGGUGUUAAGUGCAGAGAAUAGAGCACGCGCACCAAACCCUUAUGGGGGAUAUUAUGGAACCGCAGAUCCUUCAUACCCACCACCUUCUGUUCAAGGUGGCGGUAUCUACAUAGAUGGUUAUGGAAGGCCACAAGUUCAGAUGGAUGGAGUAGUAGCAGGAGAGGGGAUCAAUCUAUACAGGAACGCCAAUGCUGCUGCUGCAUCUGGUGGUGGUGCAACUGGCACUGCCUCUGCAACACCACCUCCUGCUGUUGCUGGUAGUGGUAGUGUUGCUACUGGUGCUAAUGAAGUGCCUGUUGCAGCGGCAGGUACUGUUGCUAGCGGUGUUGGAAGUGGUGGUUGGGGAGGAUCAUAUGAUCCUACAAGAGGUGCCCUUACUUCAGUUGCCCGAAGAUAAAUGUGGGGUAACCUUCGUCGUGGUGUACCAUCAUUCUAUCAUAUAAUCAUAUAUGAGCCCACCAAAAAUAUAGAUACCAUUUGGCUCGAGUCAGAUUGUCAGAAAAGUUUACCGGAAAUGUUUGAGACUUUAACUGCAAGAAUGGGAACACACCGCAAGCAUGGGAUAUCAGAAAUUUCAUCAAUACAAGCUACCAAGCUGCAACACGCUAGAAGCCUAUGUUACAAAUGUAUUCCUGGAGGCUAGAUUUUUCUUAAUAUUUUCCAGUUGAAGUGAAUAGUUUAAAUGAGAUUAGAGAUUUAGAGCUUUGUAUUCUAUCGGUGAGGUUGAUAAGAGAAACUGAAAUCUGCCGUUUGAUCCUAAAGCAACUCUUGGAACAAGUGUUUAUUAUUAAUUACUUGCAUCAAAACUGAAUGUAUUUGCUCUGUCAAUUACAUGUAGUUGGAAAAAACAAGUGGAUCCUUCGGAACAUUGGAAACGAGGCACAUCUGUCUAUUAAAUGGAAGGGGUAGAGUUGGUUGAAAGGUGACUAA
This is a messenger RNA of Nelumbo nucifera (sacred lotus), 1975 nucleotides long. NCBI's taxonomy places the organism in Eukaryota, Viridiplantae, Streptophyta, Magnoliopsida, Proteales, Nelumbonaceae. The record is from RefSeq and is a predicted model, not a curated record.